AUGAAAGUUACCAAAGAAAAUCUAUCCGACAUCAGGGAAGAGUAUGAAAAGGCGCAUCGUUACAUCGACGAGGAAAGUAAAAAUGAUCCCCCAACGGAACCGUUCCGUUCGCAUUAUAUCGCCCGCGACAUCCUAAACAGUGCGUUGCGAAAAGUGAGGACCCUCUCCGAGGCGCUCGACACGCAAAGCGAUGUGGCCACAACCGUGCGGUGCAUUCAUGGUAACAUCCUGAAGGAUAUCGCCAAGAUUACUAUCUUUGUUGAGGAACCACGCGGUGAGGAGCUGCUGAAGGAGGCUCUCGAAUUGAUUGAGGCCGACUGCGAAAAGGAACCGGCCAUAAAUGUGCGCAUUGAGAUACUGAACCAACUCGGCAUAAUGGCAUGCAAUCAGUCAAAUUUUGCCGAAUCGAAACAGUAUCUGGAGCAGGCUAAGGAUAUCUAUUUUGAGACGAAAGAGCUGGACCGUGAGCCGCUCACGAUGGCCGAUCUGUUCGGUACCAAAGAGGAGGUAGAGAAAGGAAAAGGCUUGAAGCUGCUAGAAUCGAACCACACGUUGACGCUGUACUACUUGGCGCAAGUGUUUGGAUUUCUGGACAACUUGGCAGACUCGGCACAGUACUGCCACAUGACACUGCAGCGCCAGCUCGAGUACAACGAGUACGAGCACGUCGAUUGGGCCCUGAAUGCGGUCACACUGUCCCAGUUUUAUUUCCCGCAAAAUCAUCUCUCCCAAGCAAGGCAUCUGCUCGCCGCCAGCACGUUCAUGUUGAAUCGCUACGAAACGGAAGUGGUCGAAAAGAUAACGAAUGCAACGGAACGGGCUGAAAAGGAAGAAACGCUUAGGUACCGCAUGGCGGACGUUGGACGCUGCUGGGCAAAGUACGGACUACACAUUCUUACCACCUCGAAGGAGCGUCUAAGCGCGGACGAUGAACCGAAUGAAGAUGGCACGGCCAAGCCACUGUUGACACCGGUACGCAAAGUGAACCGUUUUCGUGGGCUCGAUCUAGCCGCGUACGAGGGCCAGGUGACGGAUGAGUUCUGCCUGACGUUUGACGAUGCGAAGCUCGUAAUGCUGAACUCGCUUUCGUGGUUAAACAAAGCGAAAGAAUACUACACGAAGGAAACGGAAGCGUCACAGUACGCGAAAAUCUUGCAGGACGUUGCCUCACUGUACAAACAUUUGGCGUUCUUCGAGGAAGACGACAGCAACCAGUGCAAGCUUUACAAACGCGGUGCGGAUCAGCUUGAGGAGAUUGUGGAGAUAUUGAACGCAACCUACUACCAAACGAUUUGCCGGGAAGCAUGGUACGAACUGGGACUGACCUACUCCAACAUGCUGAACGUGAAGUUGGGCCAGCUGGAUGAAAUGCAGUCGAAAGAUCGGCCCACACCGCACGCACUGAACAAAAUUAACCAUCUCUGCGAGCGGAGCAUUAGAAACUUUAAAAAGUUCAUUGAAUCAUACAAAAUCGAUCUGGAAAUGCUGGAGCUGCCGGAAAGCGUUGGCGAAGAUGAAAUUCAACCGAUACUGUACGCGAUGUUCCAUAUCGGCCGGCUGUACUACCGUACAAUCACACCGGACAAGCGGCUAAAGCUGAAAAACACGGAAAACAGUCUGUUCUACUACAACCGCUUCGUCGAGUGCUGCCGGGACGAGCAGAUGCGAGCACUGUUCGGCCAAGAGCUGGGCGUAUGCAAGGAGAUAAUAACGCUGCUACCGCUUAAAAUUGAAAAGCUAAAGACGGAAAUUGCGGAAGGUUAA
This is a messenger RNA of Anopheles marshallii, 1764 nucleotides long. Its product is annotated as KIF-binding protein. The coding region runs from base 1 to 1764 and encodes 587 amino acids. The record is from RefSeq and is a predicted model, not a curated record. Gene Ontology annotation, molecular function: protein binding. Lineage: Eukaryota; Metazoa; Arthropoda; Insecta; Diptera; Culicidae. The transcript is spliced from 2 exons.